UUUCUGACAAUGCUGUGUCAAUCCUGGAAGUCGUACGUCUGGUGGACGAACUUCGGAUUGCUGUUGGCGUCUUAUGUUAUUUACAAUACACUUCACGCUUAUAACGUUCCAGUCGUAUCCACCAUUAUCAAAUGGAAGAUAUGCAAACUUGCUGGUCUCUUCUUUUUAAAACAAUGUAUACAGAAUAUGUGGGACAGUGUGAAAGACGAAUUGGCUCGAAUUCUAUUUGGCGAAAAUGGCAAAGCGCCAUGGGCCGAUUAUAUUGCAGAAACUGGUCCCGUUACGCGAGGAUUACUGGUGAUAAAAGACGACGUGAUUUGUCCUCUGUUACGACUUCCAUUUAAUCCCGUCAUCAAUGCUGUACGACAAUUCUUGGGUGCGCCCAACUUAAAACAAGCUAUCCCCGUGACUACAUCCUACGUACAAGAACCUACCACUACUCAACCCAAACCAACUGACGAACAACCGCAACGCGCUUAUGGCUUUGGUCCACGCAACAUCACCGUCAAUCGACACUCCGUUCGCCUCACGUUUAACCGUCCGAAAGAAGACUAUCCUGGACCGGUUUCCUUCGUUGGCAAACAAGCAGUCCCUGAAGCAUGGCGCCAAUUCGAAGAAGCCAAAGGCAAAGCAAAGAAAGAGGGCCGCAAGGAAGACUCGGCCGUGCCUCACAUCAAAUACAAGCGAUGCACGCUUACUCCUCCUUCAACUCUUCUUUCACCCGAAGAAGAAGAAAUUAAAGACAAAAGUUUAUGGCGCCUGUGGCCAAUUGCUGAAAACAUUGAAGCUUUCCGUCGACAACAGACCCGAGAACUGGAGCGAGAAUGGAAUACAUUUCACGAUGUCCUUUGCAGAGUGCACUAUGAAAGACUUCGCAAGUGGCUCAACGAGAAAAUACUUGGUCGAUUGGGUGAAAGCCUUCGUCAACUGGAAGAUUGGUUUUCAAAGGACGGAAAGGUCCUGGAGGAUUGUGUACCUGCUUAUGUCUCUCUUACAAUGAGUAAUAACCUUCCAGCUUGUGGAGAUUUACCUCACAGCUUACUUUACAAUAUGAUUUACAUGCCGGAAUAUCAGCAAGGUUCAGCACGCAGACACAUCCUUCGUCGAAUCAAAGAAAUCACACGAAGCAAACUGGCAGCUUUCCGUUACACAGCACGCGAAAAAGGCCUGCCAUCUGACAGCGAAAUCUUGUUCCACAUGUUCUGCAUGUAUAUCCGCUAUUAUUACCCGGACACCGUUCCUCCGCUCACUGAGUUUGCGGGUGAUAUCUAUAGGUACCUUCUCGCAUAUUUCUUCAUCACCCCAGAAUUGAAACAAGAUAUUUUCUAUUAAAUACGAUGGUUUAUGUUGCAGUCACAAGAAUAAAUAUUUG
Messenger RNA from Radiomyces spectabilis, 1372 nucleotides. RefSeq lists its product as uncharacterized. The transcript has 10 exons. Bases 10 to 1332 code for a protein of 440 amino acids. The record is from RefSeq and is a predicted model, not a curated record. Lineage: Eukaryota; Fungi; Mucoromycota; Mucoromycetes; Mucorales; Radiomycetaceae.